UCUUACACUACGAAAGCCCUCUCUAGGAUAAGUUGGAUAUCUGACAUUAUUGUGGUGGUCUCUCCUGAAAAUAUUGAAACAAUGAAGUCUAUCAUUGAAAAAUACGGCCACAAAAGAGUUAUGGUAGUAAAAGGUGGAAUAACUCGUCACCGGUCAAUUUUCAAUGGACUGAAAGUAUUUUCAGAGAAUGAAUUUUCCAACCAUCUGCUCCAGAAACCAGAAGUCGUGAUUAUCCAUGAUGCUGUGAGGCCAUUUGUUGAAGAAGAUAUUCUUUCAAAAGUGGUCAUGGCUGCCAAAGAACAUGGGGCAGCAGGAGCAAUUCGUCCUCUAGUUUCUACUGUUAUUGCCUCUGCAGCGGAUGGCUGUUUAGACCACUCAUUGGAACGUGCCAGGUACAGAGCGAGUGAAAUGCCUCAGGCUUUCUUGUUUGAUAUAAUCUAUGAAGCAUACCAACAGUGUACAGACUAUGACCUGGAUUAUGGAACCGAAUGUUUGCAUCUGGCUCUGAAAUACUGUAAGACAAAUGCCAAACUAGUUGAAGGAACAGCUGACCUCUGGAAGGUGACCUACAAGAGGGAUUUGUAUGCAGCUGAAUCGAUUAUUAAGGACAACCUAUCACAACAAGUUUGUGUUAUUACCAAUGUGAAGGAAGAUGUUGCACAAGUGGGUUUUCUCCUUCAUGAAUCUCUGAAAAGCCAAAUAAAAGUUGAAGCUGUAUCAAUAUCUCUAAGCAAAAAUGAUACCCAUCUACAAAACAUCUUUUCAGGACAGUGCUACAAUUUUGUUUGCGUAAAUGAUAAAAAGUAUGCCAUUCAGGAAACCCAGCAGCUAGUGGAUAUGUUGGAAAAAUCGAAUAUUCCUCUCUUAUAUCCAGUUGUCCUUAUUUCGGUGCAUUUGGAUUUUUCAGAAAAUACUUCUUUCAGUAUUGGAGUGGAAGAACUAACUAGGAUCAAGAAAUUUGCAAGGGAAGCAAGAAAGAAAAAUAUUUUGGUUUAUGGUCUCCUUAUCCAAUAUGAGGACCAUUUGCUGCUUCAGGAGACAGUAAAUUCUGCUGUGGCUCUUACUGUGGCAUUAAUAAAGGACAGAAACCCGGAGCUGACUGGGCAGCUGUUGGUAGCAUAA
Opisthocomus hoazin is the source of this 1122-nucleotide messenger RNA. Lineage: Eukaryota; Metazoa; Chordata; Aves; Opisthocomiformes; Opisthocomidae. The record is from RefSeq and is a predicted model, not a curated record.